CCGGCGCGCCUUGCGCAUCGCCUUGUCAACUGAACUUGCACUCAGUCGAAAUUAGCAAACUGGAUGACGACGAUGAUGUCAUUGCCCCGAGGAGCCGAGCGGCGCGGCGCAACGCCAGCGAGCGGCCAGUGAAGCUGUCAAGAUGGCCGUCACGUACAUCUGAUCGGAGGUGUGUGCGAAAUUCGACGCCGAUUCGCGAUAAAACGGAGCCAUGCACUACGUGUCGCUGGUACGGUGAUCGCGCGGAGACAGCCGGCUCGUAUCGAUGCGGACCAUCCUGGGCGCCGUCGAUGGUUGUUCCUGUCCCCGCGGCCGCCGGCGGCUCGCAGUGAACCAUGUUCAGCAAGAAGCUCCAUGUAGACGUGAAGAAGUCUACCCUGAAGAUCCAGGAUGUCAAGAAGGACAGCGCGACGCGAUUCAAGCAUCUCAAAAUCGUGCUAGAAAAUGUGGACACUGACGAGGCAAAGGGAUUUUUCGAAGGCAACUUUAGUCAUGUGUACUUCAUCUUGUACGAUUGUUUUGUAUCUGCUGAGGCGAAUCUUCGACAACGCGAGCUUUCCUUCCACAUUGUGCAUAAGGCACACAGGGAAGAGUUAGAACAAGUAUUGCAGCUCCUGGAGAAAGUUCUGACUCUUCUUCCGGAGCUGCUCAACAGACGAUGGCAAUGCCAUAGUCUAGCACGGAUUCUGCAGAAGCUCUUACAUCCUGGCAACAGUUGGAAAUUACGCAGACAAGCCAUAAGAUACUUUAUUCUGUGGUACCAAGCCCUUGGCGAAAAUGCUCCCGAGCAUAUACAUCAGAUGUUCGCCAGUUUGGUGCCGGGAUUCCCACCGCAUCAAGCAUCGCCUUACAAAUGUGAUCGCAAGGCGGACGGCAAGAAAGAAAAGGUCGCGAAAGCGACUAACCAUGAGGAGAAGGACAAGAAGGAAUUUUACGACACGCAACUCGUACUGAGCACUUUUCAUGACAAUGGGUCGAAUCAGUGUCCUGUCAGCCAAGUUGACGGCGGGCCCAUUUUACCACCCCAAAGUGGGGAAAAGCCGCUCGACAAUGAGACUGUUAGGUUUUUGGAAGCAUUGCUUGAAUUUAUGGUUACUCAGGUGGUAAAGAUAGAAUGGCGGGAUAAGUCUACACGGCAACACAAAACUUUCCAAUUUCUGUUGGAGCGCUUCAAGGCGACGUACCUUCGUCACAUUUGUCCAGAAUUCGACGACAACUUUUCUCUGUACAAGCCAAAUCUGGAAUUGCCUACAAUGCGAAAACCGAUGAAUCAAAACCAGGAUAACUACAUGCUCUGUAAAGUCGUUCUAAUCAAAUGGAUCGCAAGCUUCACGCACGUCGCUAGGAAGGACGGGCUUUUCGCCCAUCUCUCGCAGAGCACCACGCCGAACGAGGAGAACGCCGAGUCCGAAUUGCGCCGUGUGUCGGUCACGCAAAAUUCCACGGACUCGAAUCUAUUGUCACCGGAAUCAGCCAUGUCCCAGCAGGACAGCCAGAAUCAAGAGGACAGCACCAUCUCGGCGGUCACAUUAGUCAGAGAGGUUUUGUACGGAAACAGGGACAACGUAAACUUCGUGCACGAACUGUACAGACAGGCGUUUCUUCUGGACUUCAGUCACGCCGGUGCUAUACGAAAGGCCAUCGCCGUUUACAAGGAUUGGAUUCAGAUGAACGAAAUACCUCCGUUCAUGUUGGAACCGUUGGAUGGUCACAAAGAUCGGGACCUGGAGGAUAAUCAAAGGAAGGAUGGCAGUGAAACGGAGAAGAGUCCAUCCGAGAGUUACCGGCAGACGAGAUUGAGGAACGAUUCUUACCUGGGAGCUAUACACCGGGAGAAUUUAUUCAUCAGGGCGGGCUUGCAGAAUGUCCUGCAGGUGUUCAUCACGCAGGCGUCGAACGUAUUCUUCCUGGAGCACUCGGGACCGAAUUCGUCCGCGACGUUACUCGAGGAACAAACCGACAGUUGUAAAAGGGUCUUAAACGUGUAUCGAUACGUUGUUAUGCACUCCAGACUGGAACCAGCUACCUGGGAACAGUUGCUGAGAGUGUUGCUGCAGAUCACGUCUCUUGUGCUGAGCGAGAAAUCCUCUCGCCGCAAACAUCAGGAAAGUAUCGGCGGCAAACUGGCGCCCGCUAUUUUCCAGACGCUUAUCGUUACAUGGAUUAAAGCUAACUUAAACGUGGUUAUUUCCACCCAACUGUGGGACCAGUUUCUGGAGGUGCUGACGUCGUUGACGCAGUGGGAAGAGUUAAUUCGAGAAUGGGCGAAAACCCUGGACACACUGACGAGAGUACUAGCGAGACACGUAUACAAUUUGGACUUGAACGACCUGCCCUUGGACAGACUGAGCGAGCAGAAGUCGAAGAAACGACGCGGGGUCGGGAGUCGCGCAGCGUCCACCGGGAGUGUGCAGCCACCUCGGACGGGUAGCGUCGACCAGGAGAACAACGUCGCGCCGAAGGAGAACGUGACAGAUCACCCGCUGCGCGACCUGAGGAAGGUGCGACCGCUUCCUCGCAGCGCCAGCGACAACAAUCUCUACAGCGGCAAGAAUCGGACGAAGUUGCAGAGGAAUCGCACGCACACGAUACACGGCGGCAUUCCCGUACUCCCCCUAUCGAUAGAACAAGAUAUGGCGCGGUUGCUGUCAAGCGGCUCGACCUCAUCGUCGUCGGCCGGCCGGAAGAUGUUGCCCAGCAGACGUGCCAAAUCUUUGGAUAGCAUUGUUGUAGUUGAUAGCGAACCACCGUCGCCACGAUGCCCGUCGCCGACACCCAGCAGCGGCGUCGACAGCAACAAAGAUAGCCCCAUACAGAUAGAGAAUAUUGACGGUAGCAGUAUCGAUACGAACGAUGCAUCAGAGAGGAGAUCGGUUAUGGCAGGCGGAGGCGUCCGUGGAUGGUUGCCAGAUGUGGCUGUUGUUUUAUGGCGGCGUAUGCUCUCGGCAUUGGGGGACGUGAAUAACAUUCAAGACCCCACUCUGCACGGCCAAGUCAUGGACUAUCUCGUGCAGCUCACGCAAACGUUGAUCAAGAUACGUUUGAAUCAGGGAGUAUCCGGUGAUAAUCAAGCAACACCUCCGGCGCCCGAGCUGAUCCCACCUUUAACGGUGAUCGCACCGUGGUGCUUCAAGGCGAUCCAACUUCCUGAGCAGUACGAAAUCGGCAAACUGGCAGCUUACCGUUUGAUAUGUCUCUUAACGGUGCAACCGCUGGACAUCAGUCUACCGAAGCAACAUUUGACGCUCUUCUAUCGCGCCGUUCACAACGGCAUCGCCAGUAAGGAUAGUAACGUUCUGCAGGUGCUUGUGAAGUACACAGGACCCAGAUUGUUUAGCCUGAAUCUGCCCGGAUCGAGUCUCCUGAUUCUGGACUACAUACACGCUGCUAAUGUGAUACUCGGCAGCCACGACGUCGAGGCACCAAGAACAGAAGCUGUUUCUAUCAUCGGCUCGUUGUUAUCCUUACCCGCCGCAAUGUUCAAGCUACCUAUGCUGCAGCCGAAAGGGCCUGACAUUAUAACCAUGACGUGCCCGGAAGCAAAGGAACAUAUCGUAACGAUACUCUUGCGGAGCUGCCGCCGGGAACCAACCGGGAUCGCGAGAUGCGUGGCUCUCUCCAGCAUCGCGAUGUUCGUGUACAAAGAAUUGUCCUACAAGACGCAACAUCAGCGGAUCCCCGAAGCUGUCAACGUUCUCCUCCUUGCGCUUCGAGCCUCGCAUGCCACGGUGGCGCAGGUCGCGUGUGACUCGCUUUUACUUCUCUGCGAUAAGGCGGACGUGCUGCUAGAAUUGUAUCCCAACGUGCCAUCUAAAAUAAUACAGGUCCUGUCGGAUACACUCGGGCGAAUGACCUCGCGAGAGAGACGCGGGCCCUUGACAGUGUCGAUGUUGUUCUGCUUGGGCGAGUGGGCCAUGCACUUAGGACCGACGGUCUUACUCCGAGUGUUCCAGGGGAAGCCUCUCCUAAUGACGUUAUUUACAGUGUUGAACAACAUAGUGCAGAAUAAAAUUGGCAAGGAGUCUUCCAAAUCGGCUAAGAACGGUCAGGAUGACGGUAGCGACUUUGAGUUCGACAUCACGUUGGAUAAUCUGGCGGACGAGCCCUCCUCGAAGUCGCCCCACAAAGGGAAUAUCCAGUCCGUGCAGUUGGCGGCGAAAAUGGUGAUGAUGCAUUUAAUCAACCACCUGGGACAUUUCCCGAUGGGUAUCGGAGCGGCGCGUCUCUCAUCGCUAGUCGUCGAGCUGGACGACGUCCCCGGCAUCGACGGGGACGAGCUGUCGUCCGCAGUUUUUCAAGCACCUAAUAUACAGCUGCUGAUGCUCUCUAAUUCGAUCAUAAUGUCGCUGGUGGAGUUAGCGGCACUGGAUGCACCUGGCGGCGGCGUCACCGCCGGCUUAACUACGGCUCCUUCUUUGGUUCGGGUUCUGCUGAGAGAUCUUGCUGGGAAAGCCUCCUGGGACAGUUCAAUACUAUACAGCCAACCCUUCGUCGACGAUGAUCUACCGCUGCCAUUUGCGAAGCCCAUCGACUGGAGCGCGAAACUGCACACGGACGACUUGAACAGUGUCAUCACACCUCACAACUGCACACCCAGGCACACAAUACGACAUCGCGAGCCCCACAUAUUGCCGACCUUCGCAAACGCUGCAAGUGACAUGGACAACUUGGACGAUCUUCUUCAGUACAUAGGGCAUACCAGUCCAGAGGUUCUGACUAAUCCGGAAGUCGCCCUCAACGCACCCGCUAACCCGCCUCAGGGACAUUAUCUGGAAAGCGAGACUAUCGCGACGAUUCUGAGUCAAAGAAACGCCGAGCAAGAACACGUCAACAAUUGGAAUCAACACAUCAGUAUGUGCGCGUCAGCAAUCAGCCCGCCGUCGUGCCGUCCGCCCCCGGCGCCGUUCCACCACUGCCGCCUUCUGUUUUCGCAUCUCGGCUUGUCCGGCUGGGAGCAGCGUAGGAAAUUACAUUUGCUGGCGAAGAACGAGAAGCUGCUGCGCGAACUGCGCAACCUCGACAGCCAGCGGUCCAGGGAGACCCACAAGAUAGCGGUGAUCUACGUCAGCCAAGGUCAGGAAGACAAGAACUCCAUACUAAGCAACGUCACUGCCAGUAAGGAGUACGAGAGCUUCAUCGCGAGGCUCGCUUGGGAAGUGGAGCUGGAAUCGCACACGGGUUUCCUUGGCGGCCUGGUGCCCGGGAAGGCGUCCGGCGUUACCGCGCCGUAUUACGCCACGUCCUUCACCGAGAUCCUCUUCCACGUCGCCACGAGGAUGCCGUCGGACAGUCCCGAGAGUUUACUGCAAAAGACGCGACAUCUUGGCAACGAUGAAAUUCACAUCGUCUGGUCGGAGCAUUGGCGGGACUACCGCAGGGACAUCAUACCGACGGAGUUCUGCGACGUCCUGAUAGUCAUUUAUCCGCUGCAAAACAAAUUGUACCGGAUACAGAUCUCGCGGAAGUCGGAAAUCCCGUUCUUCGGGCCGCUGUUCGACGAGUGCAUCGUGGAGGACAAGGUGCUGCCGGGCCUGGUGAGAACCACCGCGUUAGCCGCGAGCAGAGCGAAGAGGUCCACGCUCACGUUGUAUCAGCAUUACUAUGAGGAGAGGGCCCGAUCCAUAGACACUGUUAUGAGAAAUCACAAAGAAGCCACGACGUUCGAGGAGUUCACCGCUAAUGUGUAUUCACCGGUGCAACCGCCGAGCCCGUUCAGCGGGGCCUCGUCUGUUUCCGGAUCUACAACAAGCGUGCAAUCCACAGCAUCGUCGAACCUCGCGGCGGCUCUUAUAGAUUCGCACCAGGGACGCUCCGGUCUGCGCAGCGUUUCGACAGCGAGCAGUGACAACCGUGCGAAUAGAGUUUCUGACGGAAGCAGGGUGUGGUUUAGCAAUGACACCCCCGAGAGUACCACUCUUCACGGCAUUUCACCGAGACCCGUAAAAAAAAUGUCCUUUAAAACUGGACCGAAACAGAGAGCUAACACGCAACCCACUCCUCCGGAUAGUCCGAGAUACAAAUGAAAGGUUUCCUAUUCCGUGCCGGGAAAACGCUCCGCACAACUGCUUGUGAAUGGACUCACCGUGCGUUGUACUUUAAAGGCAUUAUCCGGGCGAGAGUUGUAGGCGAAACUACCGAUGACGACUAGAGUACUCUAUUCGUCGCGCGAAUUAAGGAUGUCGACGCGGUGCGGUUGAUACUUUUGCCAACCGAUAGAUUUCAUUCACAGUGGGGAUUGAAUAUCUGAUCGUAAUCUUAGCGUUUUCUGUUCUCCGUCCUUAGAUUUAAUUUUUAUAUUACAUGUACAGAUCGUUGUUUAUUUGUCGCAACGUGAAUAUUAAUUUAUUGCAAGGUGAAUAUACGAUAUAAAUUCGUGAAACCAUAGGUUACAGAAUCAUGGUGCAUAAACUUCUCAUAGAAGGGUUAUCGGUGUCGAGAGAGAGAGAGAGAGAGAGAGAGAGAGAGAGAGAGAGAGAGAGAGAGAUAGCUAUUUACAUUGUACAGCACUUUCUUAAAAUUGUUUUAUCGUAGUAUUUAUAGUAUCAAUAGUUUAAAAAAAAUCAUUAUUCUGGACUAAAAUUUCUAUCUUAAAUUAUAUAUUGAAAGUAGCACAUAGAAAUAUACUAACAUCGUCAGAAUGCUCCGCAGUACUACUGUAUGGCCUUGUAACUGUUUUAUUUGUCACAGUAUAUAGACAUAGAGUAACUACUAUUUUAUUAUUAAUUGGCAGAAGAUUAGUGCGGGAGAAUUUACAAUUAAAUGUUAUAGAGCUUGUUAGCUUGUAUAUUGAAGUCAUGUCUCAGGCGUGGGACUAAGGUGAAUUCGAUAAUUGCGUUAGCCUGAUUUGAAGCGAGAAAAUAGUGAUUAGAAUCGCAAUUUAAAUGGAGUCAGUGAUCUACGGACACUUUCAGAAAUAAAAAAAAGAAAAAUACUUAAGUUGCACAUUCCACGCGCGUACAUCAUCUUGUUCUUAAUUUACAUUUUAUUUGUACUAUUAAUGAACUAUCGAACCAUUCCAUUCGAAUGUUAUAUUCGUAAUUUUCGACAAAGGUGUCCAUUCUUUUCUUUUUUUACUUUUUAAUUUUUAUUUUAUUUUAUUUUAUUUUUUAUUUUUUUUUCAUUUGAAUGUUUUGCAACGUGUCAAUACAAAAACUUUUUCAUUUUAUUCGAGAUAAUUUAAAGAGAUCGCAAACGGAAUCGCCGAAGUGUUUUGUUUCCAUACCAAAGUCGAAGGUGCUUAAUGUUUUAUAAUAUGGGCGAAUUAAAUAUUUCGAAUGAAACCACCAGAGGUGAUUAUCAAAGAUUUAGUAAGUACCGGGAAGAACGAAAACACGGAAGGGAAAGGGGAAAUUUGAAAGUAAAUUUAUUCCACACGUUGAGUAAGCAGUAAGUGGCUAUUUACUUUAUACAAAUCAUCCUAAUGCAGUGAUAAUAAUCAAAGUAUUAAUGUUAUAUCUAAUAUAUUAACGAACGGCGGACUAUAACACAGGAUUAACAUCGUGGUAACGACCGAUACGGUAUUCGAGAUGAGAUUUUUCUAGAGGUAUACACUUGGCGCGAUGAUGAAACUCUGUGUAUAAUUAGAGUUUUUUGACCAUUUUGAAGACUACCAUGGAACACAUUCAAAAGUGUAGGUAUUAGCAACGAAGAUGUAGUUUAAUAAUGAUUACUGAUGCGCAGAUCAUGGCCAAAGCAGCAUUAUUUUUUCACUAAUUUAUAAUGAGGUAGAACAGUGAGAAGCAGUGUAUGUAUUGUAUAUAAAUUGUUAAGCAUACGAAGCGCGGCUCCGAGAAGUCAUUUAAGAUUAUUCCGAAUGUAUGUCACGUUACAUCGUCAGUAAUAUUACGUAUUAGUUGAAACCGUACAUACAUACGCACACAUACACACAGCAGCAUAUACGCAUCGUACACAUACAUGCACGCACACACACAUACACACACACACACACACAGCAUAUAACAAAAGUUCAUUUAUUAUUAUAACAUGCAAGAAUGCUUUUACUGAUCGUAUUUAAACGUUGUACUUAACCGAAUACUUUUAUUAGUAUCGCUACCGCUAUUACGCUAUUAUUUAACGUUCUGAAGUACGAAUUGUUCUUUAAUACUAGAACAUUGUCGAAAUACCUUUUUAUAUUGCGUUUAGUUUUGGUAGAGCCAGAGAUUAGCGGAUGCAUAAGAGUAGUAAGGGACAAAGAAAUUACGAGAAUUUUUGUUUUUGCCGAGAGGAGAGAGCGAACUGGGAUAUGAUCCUUUUCUCUUUGUCUUUUUUUUGUUUCCUUAUCAAAAAGGGAAGAGUAUUCGAUAGAAUAAGAGAAACCUAAAAUAGUAGAAUACUCGAACCUCAGAAUUUAAAUUCCUUUCUUCUUUUUUUUUUUGUACACAAGAAUAAAGUCGUACUAUAUCUAUCUGUGUGUAAAGAUAUUGCAAACAUUUACAUAUAUUGAUAUUUAUGCGGAAUAACCAUGUAAUAAUCUUACGGCAUUUCUCCAUUUACAAUGAAGUUAAUUAUUUCUGAGAGAAUUAAAGCUAAGGCGUAUAUUUAAAAUGUCGUCUUGCUAUGCAGCGAUUUCUGUAAUUCUGUAUUAAAUAUAAAACACAGAAGAAGAAUCAAUAUACUAAUAUAUAUAUUUAUUAUUUUCUACAGAAAGCUGCGAAGCACCUUUAAAUGUAUAUUUAUCCGAUUAUCUUUCUAUCUAUGUAAUAAUCACGUAAUGUAUAAUAACUUCGUUGAUACGCUCCGUUUUUUGAAGAGAGCAAUUAUAUAUUUUAUUCGAUAAUUGUAUAAUUCAACACACGAGAAAUGCAAGGAUCCGUGGGAGGAUUUGAGUUUUUGCGUCAGACAGUUACGUGUGUAUGGCAGUAAUAUGUUCAUACAAAUAUUCUCGACACGGAAUAUCGACGAUUCGUUCUUGCACAAAUUCCACCACAUAAUUAACUAUUCCAACUUUAACGACUUUAUACGCGGUACAGCAAUCAGUCGCGUUGGCUUCGAUAUCUGUACAGCGUUCUCAAAGGUGUUCAAGAAAAUAUUAUUCUUCUGCCACAGAAAUUUGUUGUCCAAAGAUAUCUCUCUCUGCUAUUAACAUUAAUUGUACACACAUCUCUGUAAUGGACUGUACAUUUUACUGCACAAUAAAAUUGUGAUGAAUUA
Molecule: messenger RNA, 9150 nt
Organism: Dinoponera quadriceps
Lineage: Eukaryota; Metazoa; Arthropoda; Insecta; Hymenoptera; Formicidae
Product: probable Rho GTPase-activating protein CG5521
Exons: 28
Coding region: 336-6023 (1895 amino acids)
Biological process (GO): positive regulation of GTPase activity; regulation of small GTPase mediated signal transduction
Cellular component (GO): nucleus; cytoplasm
Molecular function (GO): GTPase activator activity
Source: RefSeq, a predicted model, not a curated record